UAGUGAUGUUGUGGUGGUCCACGCCGCCAGCGCCUUCCAGAGUGUCGCCCCGCGCCGAGGAGCCGCUGUGAGAGAGAGAGAGAGAGAGAGAGAGAGGGGAGAGGGAGUGGGAGUGGGAGUGCCCGCCACGCAUGGAGGUGACCUCGGACCGUGCGGUGGCAGCGCUUGAGAUGUCGCAGAGCCAAAGCAAAGACGACGGGCCCUUCGACAGCGACAGUGUCUACGAGAGCCUGCCACCUCAUGUCUCCGUGGCGACCCACAUGACAGCGGGAGCCGUGGCUGGCAUCCUGGAGCACACGGUGAUGUACCCCGUGGACUCUGUCAAGACAAGGAUGCAGAGCCUGCAGCCAGACCCGAAUGCACAGUACAGAAGUGUGUACGGGGCUCUGAAAAGGAUCAUUCAGACGGAGGGGAUCUUCAGACCGCUGAGGGGCCUCAACAUCACCAUGAUGGGAGCGGGACCUGCCCAUGCGCUCUACUUUGCCUGCUACGAGCGGGUCAAACGCUCACUGAGUGACGUCAUCCAGAGUGGAGGCAACAGCCAUUUAGCCAAUGGUUUGGCAGGUAGCGUGGCCACUGUUCUUCAUGAUGCAGUCAUGAACCCAGCUGAAGUGGUAAAGCAGAGGAUGCAAAUGUACAACUCUCCAUAUCGAGGACUCUUGCAUUGUGUUCAAACAAUAACGCGGACAGAAGGCAUCGGAGCCUUCUACCGCAGCUACAGCACGCAGCUGACCAUGAACAUCCCCUUUCAGGCCGUUCACUUCAUCACCUACGAGCUGAUGCAGGAACAGUUGAACCCCCACAGACAUUACCACCCCGGCAGCCACAUAGUUUCGGGAGCAGCAGCGGGCGCCAUUUCCGCAGCAAUCACAACUCCGCUUGACGUCUGUAAAACGCUGCUCAACACACAAGAGAAUGUAGCCCUCAACUCCGUGAACAUCAGUGGCCACUUAACGGGAAUGGCCAAUGCCUUCAGGACGGUGUACCGGCUUGGUGGCCUGUCAGCCUUCUUCAAAGGUAUCCAAGCACGAAUUAUAUACCAGAUGCCCUCCACCGCUAUUGCCUGGUCAGUGUACGAGUUUUUCAAGUACUUCUUGACAAAGCGGUAGUCGGAACAAGUGGCAGGACCUGGCAACCUUGGAGCAACCCACAACCUAGACUGACAAAGGAAGCUCCGACAUGUGUCAUCGUCUUCCUCCUCCACUCCCACAGACCCAUCAAACACAACUCUCCACACUCUUUUCUACAUGUGGUGACCAUAUGAUCAAAAUGUCUUGAAUGAUGUUUAUGGUUCUGUUGGUAUUGGAACGUUUUAUUUAUUUUGUUUGCUUUCUGAGGCUGUAUUUUAGGGAUGUUUGUUUUGUUUCUUGGAGUAUUUAUGAAGAAUUAUUACAACACAUUCCUUAUUUCUACUGAACAGUGGACAUGACAUCUGCGCUUUUCAAGUGCCUCAUAAAUAUUAUAUAGUUUUUUGUUUUGUUGUUUUCUCUUUUUGUCACCGGAUUUUGAGAAUUGCUAGUUUUGGUCCAAGUUGUAUAAAAAAACGUGGUCAAUUCUGUUCUAAGAUUAUAAUUUUGUCAUAAUCAGUCACAUUUUUCCAUCCUGAGAGACUCACACUCUCAGGAUCAAGGUGUAUAGGCCAAUACGGCCCAUUUAUUUGCCCUGUUUAAGUGAAUUACGAGAACACUCCUGAAUCACGCACAACAACCUGAUGCAGAAAGAAGGCAGCUUUUUUUUGUAUUCAAAAACAUAUAUAUAUAUAUAUAUAUUUUAGGGUGACUAUUUCUGAGAAAAUAUUAUGCAGGUCCGAGGGUGGAUCGAAUAAGGCUGUUACUUGAUACGUUUGGCUCAACCCUUUAUGUGCAUUUGUGGUGUGAUGUUUAUGUAUGUAUGUAUCAUAAUGACCUAUGAACCUAAAGGUCGUAGAUUGUAUAUAAAAUAUUUUUCAGAGUUUAUGUUUGGCUAAAACUUACAGUCCAGUGAUGUUGGGCGCUCUUCAUUACCAUGAGACCAAGCCUGAUCAAAUCAGCCGGGUAAGCAGGCAAAUGCCGUUUCUUUCAUUUCCACUCGUCCUGUUGUAGUUACACAUUUCCUGUGUGCUCACUGCUCUCUCCAGCCUAUUGUCUAUUUUUGAUGCAGUAGUCAAGACAUUCCUCCAGAUAUUGAUGUAAUCCAGCAAGCAGCCAGAUUUAUUUGUUUUUAAUUAUGGAGUUGUUGUUUUUUCUUACUCUGGAAAAAGUUCAGAGAGUUCGUAAGAUUCCAGUUGUCUCACGGAGCUCUUAGCAACAGAUUCUUCAUGCUUGUACCGUUGGAUGAUUAUUAAUAUACCAAAGACAUGCAUUGUGUUCUAUACAUCCUACUUUGAACCUGUAAUUAUGAUGCUAUGUGCCUGCCUGCUGUGUCAUUCCACACUCACCCCCACAUAGUCUGCACUCAGAGAAAAGUUAAAUAGCUUCUUCAAUUCUCAAUUCUGUGUGGUCAUGGAGCCUGUUGGAGCAAGACAAGUCUUUACUGCCUGAGCAUUUCCAUUUGCAAAAGUUUAAUGUAGAAGUUCAAUGAUAUUAUGAAUAUUUUUGGAAAGUUUGGACAAUUACAGUGUGACCUAAUUGUUAUUGACUGAUUAGUUGUUUUAGACUAUAUAAACAGCUCAUUUUGAAUAUCGUUACAUGUGCAAUAUGAAUUUCACAUGAAUGGAUAAUAUGUUAAAACUUGAAAAUAAAAGAAGCUUAGCAUAGGGCCAUGCAGCUGGUUAAUUCUGAUCACAGUAUGUUUUGUCUGUUGUCCACGUUUGUCAUUUCACCUGGAUCCAAUGACAAACAUCUACUCUUCAAAUUUUAAUCAUGUUGAUGAACAAAAGUGAAGCAGAAGUCAGAACAGUUAAUUUAUUUGCUUAACACUUUUCCUCAUUAUUCCUUUGAGGUGUCAAUCCAUAAUACAGAAUCAAGUGUCCAAGUACUUUAACACGUAAAAUCAGUGUUUCUAGUAUAUCCUUACAUUUUAGAGAAGACAGAAGUGCUGAUAUUCCAUUUUCAUGAUGUAAAUAUUUGUAUGCUAUUUACGCACAAAUGAUCAGAAAUGGGAGUUGGGGUGGUAGUUUGCUGAGUGCCAUCUCCGCCAACAGGAAUGCCUAGAAGUUUGAACAUGCAAAUAUGAAAUGAUUGUAAUAAUGCUGCUACAGUAUGUAACACUGGAGCUGAAAUAAACAUGAAACUGAG
Messenger RNA from Scophthalmus maximus (turbot), 3215 nucleotides. RefSeq names its product solute carrier family 25 member 37 (gene slc25a37). Gene Ontology annotation, cellular component: mitochondrial membrane. The transcript has 4 exons. The coding region runs from base 132 to 1109 and encodes 325 amino acids. Gene Ontology annotation, molecular function: ferrous iron transmembrane transporter activity. The record is from RefSeq and is a predicted model, not a curated record. Lineage: Eukaryota; Metazoa; Chordata; Actinopteri; Pleuronectiformes; Scophthalmidae. Gene Ontology annotation, biological process: iron import into the mitochondrion.